Messenger RNA from Eimeria tenella, 3678 nucleotides. RefSeq lists its product as uncharacterized. The transcript has 12 exons. Lineage: Eukaryota; Apicomplexa; Conoidasida; Eucoccidiorida; Eimeriidae. The annotation marks the transcript as partial. Gene Ontology annotation, cellular component: cytoplasm. Gene Ontology annotation, biological process: proteolysis. The record is from RefSeq and is a predicted model, not a curated record. Gene Ontology annotation, molecular function: aminopeptidase activity; zinc ion binding; metallopeptidase activity.
GUGUUGUCGCGGCUGCGGCUGCGGCGGCGCGAAGGCACCGACCCUGAGGACUUGGUGUUGGAUGGCGAGAACUUGAAAUUGGAAAAAGUGGUUUUAAAUGGAAAAGAAAUUUUGCAAGACGGAGAGGCGGGGUACUCGCUGGAGCGCAGCGGCGCGCUGCGGCUGCGCGCGCAGCUGCUGCCACAGCAGCCCAACGCCGCCUUCACCCUCAGCACUUCCGUGCGGAUAAAUCCCAAAGAAAACUUUCAACUUGAAGGACUUUAUUUUGCAAAUGGAUUUUUCGUCACGAAAUGCGAGGCCGAGGGCUUCCGGAGGAUCACUUACAUGCUGGAUCGCCCGGACGUCUUGACGCGGUACCGGGUUCGCCUCGAAGCCGACCGCGAGCGCUUUCCAGUUUUGCUCAGCAACGGAAAUAAAAUGGCCGAAGGAGUUGUUCAAGAUCGUCCAGGCCGCCACUUCGCCAUUUUCGAAGACCCUUUUCCGAAACCCACUUACCUCUUCGCCGCCAUCGCCGGCAAACUCACGCGCAUCCCAGACUCCUUCCGCACAAUGAGCGGGCGGGAAGUGGCGCUGAACUUCUUCGGAGACCCCGACGACCUGCUGCACUUGGGCCCCGGGCGAGAGGCUUUGAAAGAAAGCAUGAAAUUCGAUGAAGAGGAAUUUGGCCGCGAAUAUGAUUUGGAUGUUUUGAACUUCGUUUGUUUGAAGGACUUCAGCAGCAGCAGCAUGCAGAGCAAGGGCCUGCUGCUCUUCGACUGCAGCGGCGUCCUCGCAGACCCCGAGAGCAACACAGACGAGGAGUUCAGAGAAGUGGUGUCCAAAGUAGCUCAUCUGUACUUCCAAAACUGGAUGGGAAACAGGGUGACCAUCAGGGACUGGUCGGAGAUGUGGCUGAAAGAGGGGCUGGCGGCCUUCAAGCAGCAGCUGCUCAGCAGCAAACUGGGCGCUGCUGCAGCACAGCGCAUUCUGGACUUCCAGCAAAUGUCUCCAGACCACUCCAAAGGACCCAGUGGACCAAUGGUCCAUUCGCUGCGCCCCGAAAGUUUCGCCUCAGUGACCAGCUUCAGCAGCAGCAGCAACUUCCACCGCUGGGCCGCUGAAGUCUUCCGCAUGUACUGGACCAUUCUGGGGGCCCCCGGCUUCCGCAAAGGACUAGAUCUUUUCCUUUUGCGCCACGACGGGGCCUCCGCCACUUCUGAAGACUUCCGAAGUGCCAUGGAGGAAGCAAAUGCCUCCGACCUUUCCCAGUUCCAGCGCUGGCUCGCACAGUCUCCGGGGGCCCCCCGCUCUUCAGGGGGGCCCCCCUCUCCGGGGCCCCUUUUGCUUCCCGUGGGCAUCGGGCUAAUCGGCAAGCAAAGCCGCACUGACCUCCUCGAUCCCCCCACCCACCUGUUCUUGAUGACGCGGCAAGAGGAAACAGUGCGCUUCACCGAAGUCUACGAAGACUGCGUCCCUUCUCUCUUUCGAAACUUCUCUUCUCCAGUUCAUUUUGCUUCUUCGCUGCCCCUCCAGGGCCUCGCCUUUCUUGCUGCUAAUGACUCAGACCCUUUCAACAAGUGGGCAGCAGCACACAAACUUGCUGCUGCUCUCAUCACCCACAAAGCCCGCCAAAUGGCUCCAAAAACCGACCCCCAGGGGGCCCCCCACACCGGCCCCCAGGGGGCCCCCAACGGCUCCCAGGGGGCCCCCCAGGGGGCCCCCCAGACGGUCUCUCGAAGGGGCCCCCACAGGUCUCCCCAAAGGGGCCCGCUGGAAGGCCCCCAAAGAGACCCCCAGGGGGCCCCCAACGCCUCCCAGGGGGGCCCCCAGGGGGCCCCCAAUGCGUCGCAGGGGGCCCCUGGCAGCAGCAGCGAAGUGUCGAAUCUUGAAGAGCUUUUUGUGGAGGCAAUGAGGAAGAUAAUUUUAGAUCCUGGAUUGGAUGAGACUGUGAAAGCCUUGAUUUUGCGGCUGCCGGAUUUGAGAGAACUGGUAAAGACGAAAAGACCAGUGGACCUUUUGCUGCUGCAGCAGGCCCGCCGGGCUUUAGCAGUGGAGCUUGCUGCUGCGCUGCAGCAGGAACUGCUGCAGCUGUACAGACACCUGGGGGGCCCCACUGCGGACUUCAGCCUGCAGCAAGUUGGCCGCCGGCUGCUGCGCAACGAGCUGCUGCUGCUGCUUGCUGCUGCAGGAGACCGGGAAGCAGCAAAGCUGGCCUACAGCCACUUCGCAGCAGCAAAAUGCAUGACUGAUAAAGCAGCAGCACUUGCUGCUCUCGCCAACAUGCAGCAGCCCGAACGCGAAGCAGCUUUUGCUGCCUUUUACGCCCAGGCAGACGGGAACCCUGCAGCAUUGGACCAGUGGUUCGCGCUGCAGGCAGCAGCAGACCAGCCGCAGCAGCUGGAGCGGCUGCUGCUGCUGCUGCAGCAUCCAGACUUUUCUUUCGAAAACCCUAAAAGAGUGAAAUCUCUUUUCUUUUCUUUUUGGCAGCAAAACCAAAUCCACUUCCACAGCCAAGACGGAAGGGGCUACAGCCUCUUCGCAGACGCCAUACUCACCGUGGACCCCUUCAACCCCCCUCUUGCUGCAGCACUUGCUGAGCUGCUGAGCAGCAGCAAAAGCCACGGGCAGGUGCGGCAGCAGCUGCUGCAGCAGCAGCUGCAGCGGAUAGCAGCAGAGCCAGAUCUUUCGGAGAGCGUGAGGGAGAUUCAGCUGGAGGCCCUGCAGCGGGAGAGACUUCAUCUGAAGCAGCUGAAGGAAGCUGCUGCCCGGAGGCCUUCUCCCAGCAGCAGCAGCAGCAGAAGCAGCAGCAGCAGAAGCAGCAGCAGUAGCAGCAGCAGCAGCAGGUCAAAAUCCUCUGGCUGCGAAACGCAGCCGCAGCCCCGUGUCUUCGGCGUGUGGGGAGGCUGUGGAGCAGCAGCAGCUGCAGCACAGGAAACUUUUGGGUUUCUUUUGCAGCAGCAAAACAGCAGCAAAGCAGCAGCAAAGCUGCAGCAGCAAAGCAGCAGCAAAACUUUUAUUUCUCUCAACAGCAAAAGCCUCCGCAUGCCCCUCGCCGGCCUCCACGAUCUUGCUGCUGCGCGCUGCUGCGGGCGCACUCCCCAACGGCUGCUAAGCCCCCAGCAGCGGCAGCAGCAGCAGAAGCAGCAGAAUAACAAGCAGCAGCAGCAGAAUAAGCAGCAGCAGCAGCAGGGGAGGACUAGACUGGAUGCUGAUGCGAAGGCAGGAAGCAAAGCAAAGGGCAAGAGCUGCAGCAGCAAAGACAAAGACACAGAGCAGCACUUCGAAGAGGGGCCCCGGAGACAGGGGGGCCCCCUAGCUGCUGCCGCGGGGUCCAGCUGUACGUACACCCCAGACACAGCAGCAGCAGCAGCAGCAGCAGCGGGAGAGGGGGGAGAGGCUUGCGGGCCAGAGAAGCGCUUUUGUGCACUUUUGUACUGCGGCAGGGGGCCCGUAAUGGGCCCCGGGAACACUCUGUACCCUCCCUGCUUCCCGGGGCCCCAGGGGGGGCCCCAGUCCCCGUUUUUAGCUGCUGGGGGCCCCCGGGGGGCCCCCCGGGGGCCCCUGGAGGACCCCCUGGCCCCCUUUUCAACCGCUGGGGGCCCCCAGGGGGCCCUUUCGGAGCCAGAAAGCGAAGGCACUGGCGAGUCUUGGGACCCCAGCCGUCCCUACCCCUCAGCAGCAGCAGCAGCGUUGCCGUGA